Aspergillus homomorphus CBS 101889 is the source of this 444-nucleotide messenger RNA. RefSeq lists its product as uncharacterized. The coding region runs from base 1 to 444 and encodes 147 amino acids. Lineage: Eukaryota; Fungi; Ascomycota; Eurotiomycetes; Eurotiales; Aspergillaceae. The transcript has a single exon. The record is from RefSeq and is a predicted model, not a curated record.
AUGAGCGCGCAGCGGGCGAUCUUCCAUGGGGUACUCCUGCUACACUGUCUCGAGCCCGUUUCUAUCCGGGCGGUUUCGCCCGUUCAUGUUUCCAUCAGCCUCUAUCACGCAGCAUUAGCCUGGUACUACUAUCUGCAACUCGCACCGGCAGACCGUGCCUAUGCGCGAGUAGUAACCAUAGAGGAGGAGGAGGAGGAGGAAGAGGAAUUUCGAAAAUUCACCUAUAUUAGUAUCAACACGGGUGAUUCGCUGCUGGAAGCCCCCGAAUUCAAAAUUUACCGACCCUGUGCGCAGGACUCGACCGUUCUAGCAGGGCUAAUUGAUAUGCUCAAUCGGAUCAGUUACUGGGGGUCGUCGCGAUCUCUAGCGUCUUUCUUGACCCUUCUGGCCGCAAACUCGACGGAAAACACAGGCCAACUCUUCAAAAAGAGGGCAGUUUCAUGA